AAUUUUUAAUUUUAUUCGCACAUAACAACACUACCACAAGCAGCCAUACUGGUAAACGAGCAUCACUGACAACGUGCGUGGCGACUGCAGUUGCAGCUGCAGCUGUAACAACAAGCGUCAUAUCGACAUUUAAUCCCGUUAACCCCACGACAGCAACAAUUACAACGGCGGCCAGAGUCUUUUCCCGUUACGAUAGCAUCGAGGAGCUGCAUCAGCGUACCAGCAGAAGUGGAAGCGCGAUUGGAAUAGUGCCAGUGGUUGCGGCGCAGGGUGAACAAGGUGCACGUGGUAGCAUAGUAGCCGCAACUGGAGUGGGAGUGGGAUCCAGCGCUGGAAUUGGCAGUGGAGUUGGCACAGGAGGUUUGUAUGCAACCGCAGGUGCGCGUAAUGUACCAGUAGUAGGUAGCGGUAAUGGCAAUGGUGUGCGUAUAGCAGGUUCGCGGAGUGGUAGUAUAGGAGCUGGUUUAGAUGAUCAUCGCACAGUGUUAAGUCCCAGUGGUACAGGAACAGCAGCAGCAGCAGCAGUUGGUGGCGGAGGUGUUAGUGGUGGCAUUGGCAUUGGUGGAAGUGGCAGUGGGAGCAGCGGCGGUACACAAUUGAUAGGCGGUGCUACGUCGACGGUACCGGGGAGGCUUUCAAUUAGCUCACCAUCAGGUGCAAUGGCACAAGGCGCCAUAUUGGGUGUGAAUGAUUUCCCUGGCACGGGACUUUUAAUUGUAGGUAGCGGUGUUGGUGUUGCUAGCAGUGGUGGUGGGGCAGGAGUUGGCCAGGGAAGUGUUGGAACGGGUGCAGUGAGCGGCGGUGCACCCAAACGGCAGGGCAGCUUUUCGAAUGUUUUCUUGAAGUUGAUCGAUGGUAUGCCCGCCGGUACAAUGUUUUCGAAAUUCAAGAGUGCCAAUACGGCAUCGACAUCAUUGCAAAAUAUCACCGAUGCGAAUCCCAUUAGCCAGUACUUUAAGAUUGGUGAGCAGGUGGCAUGUGCGGGCCCCGAACUGGUGUGGCGAAUACAUGACGGCUACCGGAAAAGUGAUGGCAAGGCGUGUUCAAUAUUCGUUUUCGAGAAAAAAAUAGCAGAAAAGCUGCUCAAACCGAGACGCAAGGAAAUUGUAACGGAAUUGCUGAAAAAUUCUGUUAAGACAAUGGAUAGAUUUCGUCAUCCAAAGAUUCUGCAAGUUUUGCACACAGUGGAAGAGUCGACGGAUGCACUAGCUUUUGCCGCUGAGCCUGUUUUCGCCAGUCUCUCUAAUAUUUUAGCUUUUCAUGAAUCAAAAACUUAUGAACACAUUGCCAUGGCAUCGAAUGCAGCAGGCACCGGCCCACAGAACUAUCAACAGCAAGCUACAGCAAUUCCACAACGGCCAGCACAUGCGAAGGAGUAUAAUUUUUUAGAUAUCGAAUUCAAAUAUGGUUGUCUGCAGCUAGUGGAAGCUUUAUCCUAUUUACACUAUUCGGGCCAUGUUAUUCAUCGGAAUGUAUGCCCAUCAUCAAUAUUAGUUACCAAACGAGGUGCUUGGAAGCUGGCUGGCUUAGAAUUUAUUGAAAGAAUGAAUGCGACUGAUGUAAAUGAGUUAGUUCCUUGUCCACCUUGGAGUAACAGGGUAUCGAAAAUGGCUCAACCCAACUUGGAUUUUAUGGCUCCCGAAACUCAAUUAACUUCGAAGGGCAGCCUACUUAGUGAUAUGUUUUCAUUGGGUUUGGUAAUAUGUGCCGUCUUCAACAAUGGACGUCCGCUUAUACAAGCCGGUAAUAUAGUUUCAAAUUAUAUGAAGCAGUUGGAAACGCUGGAGGAGUCUGUGCAGAAAAUGCUGCCGCGUGUACCGUUACCACUACAGGCGGCCACCUCACGUUUGGUUAGUAAAGAUGCUACUGCCAGGCCGACGGCGCAACUGCUGCAACUGAUUAAGUACUUUAUAGAUCCCGCUGCAAAUGCACUCAAGUUCUUAGAUGUGGUAAACAUGAAUGAUAAGUCGCAAAAAUCGCAUUUUUACAAAAAUACACUAAUGGAAGUGCUGCCGCUGAUACCGAGGAAAUUGUGGUGGCAAAAUUUGUGGCCAAUGUUGCAGGCCGAAAUUAGCAACGGUGAAAUGCUGGCGGCUGUCUUACAACCGACCAUUAGACUCAUACAAGAGGCAUCGCCAAGUGAAUACGAGUCGAUUAUGGCGCCGACAAUGAAAAUUAUUUUCAGUUCACCCAAAUCCAUCCAGGCUACUGUGACUUUACUGGAAAAUUUACAUCUCAUUACUGAGAAGACGGCACCUAAGGAUGUUACCACCGACAUUAUUCCAAUACUGUUCUUUGCUUUCGAAAGCUCAAUAAUAAAAGUGCAGAGCGCUGCCGUUGUUGCAGUUACAAACGUAUUCGACAACAUUGAAGAUGUCUCUAUAAGACGUAUGGUUGUGCCAAAGGUAAAAUCGGUGUUUGAAAAAAAUCUUGCCGAUCGAAAAAUUGUGCAAAAUGUUCUCAUCUGCAUUGAAGGGCUGAUGGAUAAACUGGAGCGAGCUCAGGUUAAGAAAGAAGUCCUGCAGCUGCUUGGUGAUGUUCGCAUACCGGAUCCGGAUAUUGUGAUGCAUACAGUUCAUAUUUAUCACAAAAUGGUUGCCGAUAAAACGUAUGGGCUGACGGUGGAAACGAUGGCGAUACACGUGCUUCCUUUACUGGUACCGCACACCGUUAAUCCGGGCUUAAAUCUCGAACAAUAUUGCAUGCUGGUCGAGGUGCUGCAAGAGAUGCUCGAACAAAUUGACCGACAGCAACGUAUCAAAUUGAAGCUUGACAAUAUGUCAAUACCAUCACCGGAAUGUCAUCGUCCAUUGAGACAUCAAUUCUCUUCGGAUACCAUGAAUGCACCACCAUUCAAUAUACCCAAUUUGCGAAUCGAUCAGCGAAAAACAUCCAGUGCUGAGAAUAUGGCACAGAAGAACUCUGGAGGUUCAGGCAUGCUGGGUGGUUGGUGGUUUGGUUGCUCGCUAUCAUCGCCCGAUAGUAACAUCCCGCGUGUUGCUAAUGCAUUCCCCAACCGGCGUCUCUCGGAUAACACUUUGAAGAAACCGAAAACACGCAUAGCGCCAUCGUGUGCAUCCUUGCCUGGUGGAACGCCAGGCUCUGGACUGCCAACACUCCGACACUCGAGCAUUGGACCACAGGAGCGACGUGUCUCGACAAUCAAUCUGUCACCGCCUACUCUGGAGGAGUCUGUGCAGAAAAUGCUGCCGCGUGUACCGUUACCACUACAGGCGGCCACCUCACGUUUGGUUAAUAAAGAUGCUACUGCCAGGCCGACGGCGCAACUGCUGCAACUGACUAAGUACUUUAUAGAUCCCGCUGCAAGUGCACUCAAGUUCUCAGAUAUGGUAAACAUGAAUGAUAAGUGGCAAAUAUCGCAUUUUUACAAAAAUACACUAAUGGAAGCGCUGCCGCUGAUACCGAGGAAAUUGUGGUGGCAAAAUGUGUGGCCAAUGUUGCAGGCCGAAAUUAGCAGUGGUGAAGUGCUGGCGGCUGUCUUACAACCGACCAUUAGACUCAUACAAGAGGCAUCGCCAAGUGAAUACGAGUCGAUUAUGGCGCCGACAAUGAAAAUUAUUUUCAGUUCACCCAAAUCCAUCCAGGCUACUGUGACUUUACUGGAAAAUUUACAUCUCAUUACUGAGAAGACGGCACCUAAGGAUGUUACCACCGACAUUAUUCCAAUGUUGUUCUCUGCUUUCGAAAGCUCAAUAAUAAAAGAGCAGAGCGCUGCCGUUGUUGCAGUUACAAACGUAUUCGACAACAUUGAAGAUGUCUCUAUAAGACGUAUGGUUGUGCCAAAGGUAAAAUCGGUGCUUGAAAAAAAUCUUGCCGAUCGAAAAAUUGUGCAAAAUGUUCUCAUCUGCAUUGAAGGGCUGAUGGAUAAACUGGAGCGAGCUCAGGUUAUGAAAGAAGUCCUGCAGCUGCUUGGUGAUGUUCGCAUACCGGAUCCGGAUAUUGUGAUGCAUAAAGUUCAUAUUUAUCAAAAAAUGGUUGCCGAUAAAAAGUAUGGGUUGACGGUGGAAACGAUGGCGAUACACGAGCUUCCUUUACUGAUACCGCACACCGUUAAUCCUGGCUUAAAUCUCGAACAAUAUUGCAUGCUGGUCGAGGUGCUGCAAGAGAUGCUCGAACAAAUUGACCGACAGCAACGUAUCAAAUUGAAGCUUGACAAUCUGUCAAUACCAUCACCGGAAUGUCAUCGUCCAUUGAGACAUCAAUUCUCUUCGGAUAACAUGAAUGCACCACCAUUCAAUAUACCCAAUUUGCGAAUCGAUCAGCGAAAAACAUUCAGUGCUGAGGGUAUGGCACAGAAGAACUCUGGAGGUUCCGGCAUGCUGGGAGGUUCGUGGUUCGGUUGCUCGUUAUCAUCGCCCGAUAGUAACUUCCCGCGUGCUGCUAAUGCAUUCCCCAACUGGCGUCUCUCGGAUAACACUUUGAAGAAACCGAAAACACGCAUAGCGCCAUCGUGUGCAUCCUCGCCUGGUGGAACACCAGGCUCUGGACUGCCAACACUGCGACACUCGAGCAUCGGACCACAGGAGCGACGUGGCUCGACAAUCAAUCUGUCACCGCCUACUGAUGGAUCAAUGGCUAAUACAUCGAGCAGUGUACCAUUUUUAUUAUCAUCCAGCAUGCCAUCAAUCCGUUCCAGACGUACAUCUACUGUACACUCAUCGGGGCCAUUGGGAUGUGGCUCUGGGAUUCUACAAAAACUUGGCAGCGGAAUGGUAAGACAAAUAUGUAACUACUUCUGUAUCAGGCAAUGCAAGCCCGGUGCAAGAUUUAAUGGUUAAUGGACAACGUACCUUUGUCCGAAAGAUUUCCGAUAUUGAGUAUAUCACAUUCAGUCAGUAAUGAAGAAUUGAACAAGUGAAGCCUGUUGGCGUUAGCAAGAUAUGAAGAUUUGCAAACGCCUUAAACGCAAAUAUGCAUUGAA
This is a messenger RNA of Anastrepha ludens (Mexican fruit fly), 4942 nucleotides long. RefSeq lists its product as uncharacterized. Gene Ontology annotation, biological process: protein phosphorylation. The transcript has 26 exons. Bases 660 to 4799 code for a protein of 1379 amino acids. The record is from RefSeq and is a predicted model, not a curated record. NCBI's taxonomy places the organism in Eukaryota, Metazoa, Arthropoda, Insecta, Diptera, Tephritidae. Gene Ontology annotation, molecular function: protein kinase activity; ATP binding.